Strongylocentrotus purpuratus (purple sea urchin) is the source of this 6711-nucleotide messenger RNA. RefSeq names its product striatin-3. NCBI's taxonomy places the organism in Eukaryota, Metazoa, Echinodermata, Echinoidea, Camarodonta, Strongylocentrotidae. The coding region runs from base 51 to 2456 and encodes 801 amino acids. The transcript has 18 exons. Gene Ontology annotation, molecular function: protein binding. The record is from RefSeq and is a predicted model, not a curated record.
AAAGGCUAGUCUGACAUCCAAUCAUCUCAACAAAAUGGCGACGUAGUAGUAUGAUAAGAUACAGAAUGGAUAGUGAAUCGGGACUGUCGCAAAACCACGUUAAUCAGAUGAAUUCUGGUUCUUCUUCUGUAAAUAGCAUUAGCAGCAAACAACAAGAUGAUCAUCCGAGACCCAACUACACAAUUCCGGGAAUUUUACAUUUUAUACAACAUGAAUGGGCACGUUUCGAAAUGGAACGCGCUCAAUGGGAAGUGGAACGAGCUGAACUUCAGGCUCGCAUUGCUUUCCUACAAGGAGAGCGAAAGGGUCAAGAGAAUCUAAAACAUGACCUAGUACGGAGAAUAAAGAUGCUUGAAUUUGCACUAAAACAAGAAAGAACGAAGUACCAAAAAUUAAAGUCUGGCUCAGAUAAAGAUGAACUAAAGGCCCCAACAUUUGAUGGAGAGGAAGGCGGCCAGGAAGAAUCAGCCCUAUCACCAAAUUCAGUCAAUUUCAGACAAAGUCGGCAGCUUCUCAGGCAAUAUUUGCAAGAAAUAGGCUACACAGACACAAUCCUUGACAUCAGAUCAAAUAGAGUGCGAUCCUUGUUGGGUCUUGCUCCCAAUGAGCGAACCGGUCCUGGUCUAGAGACCAAUGGACAAAUAGAACCAAUCGUUAAUGGCGAGAGUCCAGCCAAGCAAGGAAGGCACAUUGAACAGGGCACAACAAAGAGGCAACAUGAAAAGCCUCGAAUGCACCAGGCCCUGCCAGAGAAUGUCCUGGACAAGGUCCUCUCCACAUUUGACUUCCUCUCUGAUACCCUGGACGAUGACGGAGAGGUGGAAGGGGACGGGGAAGAGGGCAUCACUGCCGACGAUGAGAGCGACAUCAGAGAAUCUAGGGGCAAAACAGGCACAAUUGUCAAGAAGAAAAAACAGGUAGUUGGUAAUGAAGGCAUGGCAGGGAUGGGUGAGGACGAGGACGACCCUGACACAGAAGAGGCUCUAGCAGAGUUUGAUUUCUUGGUUGCAGAGCAGUCUGAAGGUGCUGGAGAGGCCAGGACAGCAGAGGGACCUGAAUGGACCAUAGGUGCUGGCAAGAAAGGUGUGGACUUAUCACCAACUGGUGAAGAAUGGGGAGUAGAUCAAGGCAUGCUGAACAAACUAAAAGAAGAAUAUAAGAAAUCAAGACGAAACAAAGGCAUUGAUAGACGGCCUAACAAAGCUGCACUGCAAGCCAUGCUAGCCAACUUGGAUGACGUGAGCCCUCCAGCUAGUAACACACCAGGAGGCAGCUCAAGAUCUAGAGGAGCUGACAUUGAUAUCACGGAUGAAGCAGAUGUAGCUGUAGCACCCCGUCAAGGUAUCAUGGGAGCGGAUGAGGAAGCCCUAGAAACCCUUCGCUUGGGAGAACUUGCAGGAUUGACCAUCACUAAUGAGGCUGAUGUUCUCAGUUAUGAUAUAUCAGCAAACAAGGAGACCUUUCGUAAGACAUGGAAUCCUAAGUUUACGUUACGAAGCCAUUUUGAUGGUGUACGUGCGUUAGUAUUUCAUCCAGAGGAACCAGUCCUUAUCACAGGAUCAGAGGAUAAUACUCUCAAACUAUGGAAUUUACAGAAGACAGUCCCAGCUAAAAAAGCUGCUUCUCUAGAUGUGGAACCUAUUUAUACAUUCAGAGGACAUGUAGGGGCUGUUCUAAGUUUGGCAGUCAGCAGUAAUGGAGAGCAAUGCUUCAGUGGUGGAAUGGACUCCUCCAUUAGAUGUUGGAAUAUUCCUGGUUCAAACAUUGAUCCUUAUGACUUGUAUGAUCCAUCAGUAAUGGCUGAGACCUAUGUAGGUCAUAGUGAUGCUGUAUGGGGUCUGUCAUACGAUGGGACUAAGAACAGCCUGGUAUCUUGUUCAUCUGACGGUACGGUCAAGCUGUGGAGUCCGGGCAAGAAGUCACCCCUCCUCACCACCAUCACAGCAGAGACAGCAUUUGGAGUGCCCACCUCAGUGGACUUUGUGCGCUGUGACACGAGUCAGAUCACAGUGGGCUUUUCAUCAGCUGAUGUGGCUGUGUAUGAUCUAGAGACUGCAAAGAAAGUCAUUACGCUGGACAGUAGGUUACCCUCAGAUAGCCCAACUAGUCAGAUCAACAGUGUAGCCAGUCAUCCAACUCUACCAGUCACUAUCACUGCACAUGAAGAUAGGCAUAUUCGCUUCUUUGAUAAUAAUAGUGGUAAAAUGGUUCACAGUAUGGUGGCCCAUCUGGAUGCAGUAACCUGCUUGGCUGUGGACCCUAAUGGACUCUACCUCUUGUCUGGAAGUCACGACAGCUCAAUCAGACUUUGGAACCUUGAUAGUAAAACUUGCGUCCAAGAAAUCACCUCCCAUCGCAAGAAGUUUGAUGAAUCAAUAUUUGAUGUGGCCUUCCACCCCUCUAAGCCAUACAUCGCUAGCGGGGGAGCAGAUGCCCUAGCCAAGGUCUUUGUCUGAGCAUCACUCCCUGCCUGCAUCCCCAGUUAAAAUGUAUGUCAGUGUACAGCGUGUGAAUGACUUCCCCUCCUCCUCGAUGCAACUCGCGUGACAGCUUUGAUCGCAAAGUGAGUGUGAAUCCAGCAGAGUGAGCACCUCUCUGUGAUGAGAAGGUGAUAGCAAUGGUUAGUUGCACAUGAUUGAUAAGAAGAGAGGAAACUAAAAACUGUGUGCUCUCCUUGCAUAGAUAUGGAGCCAGAUUGAUGGUUUGACUGACUUACAUAUCAUCAUUGUGAAACAUCAUUAGUUGCAGAGGAACCAACGCAAACAAUCAAACUCUUAUCAUUGUCUGAAUAGAAUGUGUGUAUUUCCUUCUCCCCACCUUUUUAUCAUACAGCAACUAUGUGUCGCAUUUCCAGAAAUGUUUACAAGUAUCUAUGGGUGUAUUUAACAAAAAAAAGUAGAAUGGCUAUGGUGUAGAUAAACAAUUAUUUAGGUUAGUAAAUUAUUGUUUCUUUUCAUUUUUUUCUUACCAUGAGCAGGAUUUUGUUUCUGCAUAUACAGAAGAACCCUUGCGCUUCUUAUAUUUUCAUGCUAUUCAUAAGUCAUUUUGCUUGUCUGUAUAUGAAUAAUUGAAUAAUCGUGUGUAUGAAGUGUGUAUUGUAGCUAGUCUGUCCAGUUGUGGCCAACUGGAAAUCAAACAUGGUUUUACGGAGCUAGUAACUUCUGAUGUGAUAUUAUAAAUGAUAGAGGAGGGAGUUGUGAACGUGAAUCAAGAAUUAUUCAGGAUGUCACGUUCAAUUUUAUUAUAAAACACGAAAUUGUUCAGAAUGAUACAAGCAUACCUGUGUUUUGUUUUCAAUUGAGUUUUGCUGCUCGUAGACAUUAAUUCUUAUGGACCGGCCACUAUAGGUGGCUUCUGAAAUGUGUACAUUACUCUUCGAUUGUAAUUUAUUCUCACUACGCUAUUCCAUAUGUAUAUGUACAGAUUGAAUUAUCAGGAGCAAUUUUUACUCCUGUUAGCGAAAUGUGUGGGCAUCAUCAAUAUUAUUGAAACUUCGGAAUGUUUUAAAAUGUUGCCUAGCAUAUUCAUUCAGAUAAUCAAUUAUGUGAAUCAUCGUAUAUGUGAAGAGUUUAAUCAAGAGUGCUUUUCUCACUCUCUCUAAUUCUCUCUCACUCUCUUGAUAUGGCUCAUAUUAUGUCUUCGAUAAUAGAUGGAUGAGCGAGUGCAUUGUAUACAUGUAAAAGCAAUUCAUUAAGAUAUUUUGAUAGCUGUUGUUGAAUUUUGCGUGGAAGUUGGUAGGUUUCUUUUUUAUUGUGAAAAUCAGUGUAUUAGCUUAUGUUUGGAACAUCUGUAUUCCUUUUGUACAAAAUGCCUCAUUUGAGAUACACGUUAGUCCAAAAGACAGCCAUACUAUGUGAAUUCUCUUUAUUUCAGAGAUUUGCUUCCUUAUUUUAUUUAAUUUUUAUUAUUUUUGUUGUUGUAAUGUGUGUUUUGAAUAUUUGUAGGAGAUUUUUAUCAUAUUAUUUAUCUUCAUCUGUAACCAUAGAUAGUUUCUUUCAGUCCACUUUAUAACAUCAUACAUGUGUAUGCAUUUUUACUUGUAGUACUUUAAUCUGUGAUUAACAGUUCAAAACAACCUAUCUCUAAUUCAUUUCUUUAUUAGUUACCCCCAAAUCAAGGCUCCAGAUUAUCACCAUGGUUACUAGGGGCCAUCUUUGCAAUAUUAUAUUUCUUUCUGCUAUUUAUAUCAUAAAAUGGUGAUUCAUCUAUUUGUAAUUUAAUUACUUCUCACGGAAUGGAAAAGGGAAAUUGCAUGGAAACUACACUCUAAUGGGAUUUUAACCCAUAAAACCCCAGUAGGCCAAUGUUAUCUUUCACACUCGGUAUAAAUUGAAGAGAAAAAUAGAUGGAUAAUGUAGACAGUACUCAGCUCAGAGGUCAGGGGUCAAAGGUUAGCUAUCUAAUUCUAACUCCCAGAAGAUUGUUCGGAAUAAUGCCUGUGUCAGUACACUUCCUUUACAUCCAACUAUGUACAUGUAUUUCUGUGCUCUAACUAGAAGUAAGAAGUUGCACAUCACCCUACCUGAGUCAGUGUCAUGCAACAUACUCUAUUUUUAUAUUCUUAACGCAUAUAUAUAUAGUUAUGUACUUGGUGUUUUGUUUGCAUGUAUAAAGGAACAUGCAUGAAAUACAUCUUCAGUUAAUCUUUUGCUAGUUCCUCUUGCACCUACAGCAUACCUCUAUAUGCAUUUUAUGCAUAUUAUGUAUCGUUUGAAGCGAACAUGCGAUGCCAAAAUGAAAAAAAAUGUAGUAUAUUCAAUGCACUCUGUAAAGGCUAGCUUUUUUUACACGCUAUACUACCCCCCGUGGCUCGACUAGAAAUUACUCAUUUUAAAUCCAGGAAUUAUGUAAGAAUUCAUAUGUAUAUCUGAUUGACUAUGAUCGAUUUGUAAAUUAACGUGAAAAGAUACUGGAAUUGUGCAUAGUGUAUAAAUGUCUACAUGAAUAAUGACUAGCAAUGAAUUCUACUUGUAAAGUGAGACAAUUUGUUCAUGCAGGGACUAACUCUUGGGCUCUACAUAUUAAAUUAUGUCGAGUAGAGCCUAUGUAGAACGUUUUGUCAUUCGUCCAUGUGUAGAAUUAAAUGUGUAAUGGUUUUCAAUAACAUUAAUUUAGCUUUGUUUACUCCUUGUGGCAGAUUAAAUACUAACACUCAUUUAGAACUUUUUGAUGUAGUUUCAAUAUUUUCCACCCACUCCUGGAUUUGCAUUCUAUCAAUCAAAACUAAAAUACAAUGAAUAAAAUGUGCAGGAUUAUUAUUUUAAUACAUCCAUCCACCUCCUAAUCUUUUGCGUUCAUAUUGCAAUGCAUGAGAUAACUUGAACAAAUGUUGUUAUCAAAUCUCAUCUGAAUACAUAACAAGGGAAAUAAUAAAUAAAUGAUCAUAGGGAUUGUGAAUUCUUUCAUCUAUUGCAGGGAUGGCUUAUAUAAUGGGAAUGUAAUAUUCAUGGCUAUCUCUCUUUAACCAAAUAAAUCACAAAUGGAGACUGAUUGAUGAAAAUUUUAUAUUAUACAUCUGCAUGGUUUAUAGGAGAUGAGAGGCAGACUUUAGUGCAAUUCUAAAAUCUGGUUCAUUUUCAUUGAUAAUGCAGACACCAUGCGUAGAUGCCCUUUGCUACAGCCCAUUCAAAUGCACAAUACACAUGACGCGUAUAAAACGAAUGGUGAUCGAAAAAUUAAAACAAUAUAUACAUGUACCUAGUUGUUUGGGAUAAGGGGUCCAUUGCAGUUUGCUAUCUUGAUUUUCUACAAAUUGCAACUAAGUGUAGCAUCAGUAAGCAUUAAUGAAAGACGCCUCUAAAUCAAACAUAACAUGUUAUGUUACGUGUGUAUGCUGGCCAUUGCAAACCAGGUGUAGGGCAUUGAAUCACAGAAAAUGGGCAUCUGAAGUGUGCUGAUUGAUAUCAACCAAUCAACCAAAUUGGUAUUGCAUUUGCCGUAGUUGGUUCGUUUGAAGAAGAAAAAAAGUUUUUUUGAAACACUAUUGGCUUGCAGUAUUUUGAUGAGACUUGAUUUUUCUUUCAACAGAAAAAUCAUGCAAGCUUGAAUUGCAAAUUUAUCUGUUAUGUCAAUGUGUGAUGGAUGUAAGACAGGAACGCAUAUAUAUUUUCAAUUGCCAUUUUUACCCCUCCACUCUAAAGUCAAUUUUGGUAAUUUGUAAUGAAUGAAACAAUUGCUAUUUUAAUUUAUUUAUGAAAAUGAUAAUCAUAAACAAUUAUCUACCCUAUUGAAAUAGCAAACAGCGCAAAUUCCUAGCAGUAACUGAUACCCUCAAGAUAUGGUAAACUCUGAAAUCAAAGUAACAUAGGAGAAUGGUAUGUCUGUAACAUUAGUGAAAGGAAAGUCAAUCAAUAUGUAUAUUACCCAGAGCUUGAUUUUUUUGUUUACAUGAAUGCAAUGAUUUUCGUGGGUUUAUUGGACAUAUCAUCCUCUUGAAAUAUUGUGCAUACCGUUAUACCUUGGUUCCACAGUGGGUACUCCUUAACAUCAUAUUCACCUCAUGGUUCACCCAAGUUCUAUCAUUUUAGUGGUAAUGUCUCGAGUUUGAAUGCAGUGUUUUUAAUUUUGAAAAAAAGACAGUGCUCAGCUAUACACUGUAGAUAUGAAUAAUACAAAAAAUACAAAUUAUACUACUUAAUAAUUUUUGUUCUGAUUUUCUUUUCGUUUCAUUUUAUGAAUAUACAAUAAAUGAUACAGAAGAUGUGAAUUGUA